UCUUCCAGCACAACUUAAUCGUUCCGUGUGUUGUGUUCUCUUUCCACAUUCCUUGAUAUUGACUCGAUUGCAUCAAGUUAACUGUUUGAAAAUUUAAAAAAGAAAGCAGCGCGGGAAUGUCGUCGUCCACCAGUUCACCGAUUUCGCCAUCCAGUUGGAUUCAGCAACAGUCACCGGUUGUUGUAGGUCCGUCGACAAACAAACGAGCCGCCGUCGAGCCGCUCAAUUUGUGGCCGUCGACGUCCACCUGGGCCGCCUACAACUCGGCGCUGGCCUCCCUGUCGCUCGGCCAACUUAACGGCGAGUCUUCCGCCGGAGUCAAAUACCCGUCACGCUGCUCGCCGCUCACGCCCACCACUCCGACGUAUUCGCCGUCGUUCUCUCCGCAAUCGUCGGCCAUCAACGGCUUCGGAAUUCAUCCGCUUCUUCAACCGGAUUCGCCGCACUCAGUGACCGACACUUGUCCUGAUUUCUCCACGGCUUUCCCGCUGGACUUUUGCACGACAAACACUGGCGAUCGGUCGUCGACUUCAUCCAACAGUAACAACAACACCAAACGCCAACUCCAGCACCAGCAGCAGCAGCCGGAAGCCCUUGCCAACAGUCAAAAGCGGAGUAAAUCGUUCACCAUCGACGCCAUCCUCGGCCUGGAAGAAUUCGCCGCUUCCUGUUUCGAAUCGGCCGACUCUGUGAAAUUCUUUUCAUCACAAGAACAUCGUCGAAGCGAAUCACCAGGUUGCCAACAAGCGCAUCUGUCGGAUUCACCGGAACUGUCCCCGCCCUCGUCGCUGAUGACGAUGCCAUGCGCGUCGUCGUCGUCCCUAAUAUCGGCGCCAUCGUCGUCGUCUUCUCCGCGUGCCAAGCGGGUGCGGACCAUCUUCAGUGCCGAGCAAUUAGAGCGAUUGGAGGCCGAGUUCGCCCGCCAGCAGUACAUGGUCGGUCCGGAGAGAUUGGUAUUGGCCGCCAGUCUCCGCCUGUCCGAAUCACAAGUCAAAGUCUGGUUCCAGAACCGACGCAUUAAGUGGCGCAAGCAGCAUCUCGAGUCGCAGCAAAUGAGACUCGUCACUUGGCGCCAGUUCGACGACAAAUCCCAAUUAUCAGCCCAAGAGCAACUGGUACAACAGCAUCAUCACAUGAGAGCGGCCAAUAACGGAGUCGACGACGACCAUUCCGAAUCAUUUCCCGAUUGAAAAUGCUGGAUGCAAAUCAUUCGUUCAUUUUUUUGUUUGUUUGUUUUCGUUCUGUUUCGUCGUCUUGUUAUACAUUUGAUGUAGAUGUUAUCGAAUUCCAUUUUCACCUGUACAUAUAUCUUCACCCGAGUUGAUUCUCGAAAGAGAGCCAAAGUCUAACGUAAUAAAAUCCUAU
Daphnia pulicaria is the source of this 1365-nucleotide messenger RNA. Its product is annotated as barH-like 2 homeobox protein. The record is from RefSeq and is a predicted model, not a curated record. The transcript is spliced from 2 exons. Gene Ontology annotation, biological process: regulation of DNA-templated transcription; central nervous system development; neuron differentiation. Gene Ontology annotation, molecular function: DNA binding; DNA-binding transcription factor activity, RNA polymerase II-specific. The coding region runs from base 117 to 1190 and encodes 357 amino acids. NCBI's taxonomy places the organism in Eukaryota, Metazoa, Arthropoda, Branchiopoda, Diplostraca, Daphniidae.